This is a messenger RNA of Cajanus cajan (pigeon pea), 972 nucleotides long. RefSeq names its product Nuclear transport factor 2 (NTF2) family protein. The record is from RefSeq and is a predicted model, not a curated record. Lineage: Eukaryota; Viridiplantae; Streptophyta; Magnoliopsida; Fabales; Fabaceae.
GUUACAAAUGGAAGCUGUAGUCAAAUUCCCAACCAGAGCUUCAUGCCAUUGUCAGGUGAUAAAUUCCAACAACGCAAAGAGGCUCGCCAUCAGGUUCCCACCCAGCAGAACAAAAUGCAACUUGCACUCAGACAAGAUGGAUUUACAACGACACAGGAUCAAGAAGAAUGUCCUAAACAAAUCAUGGGAAAGACACAGAAUUUUAGCCAUGGCAUCAAAAGGUGACUCAGAAUCUUGGCAAGAUUCUCUCUCUCCAACACAGAUUGUAGAUCAGUACUACAGAUGCAUCAAUGACAAAGACUUGCGACAUCUGGAUGAGUACAUAUCUGAAGAUGCUUGCUUUGAUGACUAUGCCUUCACCAAACCAUUCCAUGGAAAAGAGGAAGUAAUGCGUUUCUUAGGACAACUUACUCAAUGCAUGGGCCGGAAUGUGAAAUUCAAAGUGAAACAUAUAUACGAGGGAGAAGAUUUAACUGCUGCAGUAAACUGGCACUUGGAAUGGAAAAAGAAACAAAUCCCAUUCACCAGAGGUUGCACCUUCUUCAAGUUAUCAAAUGAAGGACAGAACAUGAUCAUUUGGAGAGCUGAGGUAUUGAUUGAAUCACCUAUCAAGCCAGGAAGCGUAGUUUUGACCCUAUUGAAAAACGUGACUUCAAUAUUUGACGACUAUCCAAGUGUUACCGAGUGGUUCUUAAAAAGUCCUCAAGCAAUACUAACAUGGAUAUUGAGAAUUUACAAUAUAUUCGUAGCCCCUUGGCUUAAUCCACUACUAGAUGGCUACAUAAAGCUAUGGAGUUUCUUUGUUCGAUUACUUAACUCUGCAAUCACACUUGGGAUUUUUAUUUCAAAGAUUUUCAUCAAGUAGGGAUCACACUACUUAACAUGGCAUUUCACCGAUAAAUCACGUCACUUGGCAUCUUCAUCCUUGCCCCUGUUCCACCAUGUAUCCAACAACGACAGAGCAACCAAAGG